UCAGACCGUGCGCGAUAGCUGCGAAUAAGUCACGCAAACACGUGCUAUUGACGUUCUGAAACUAACGCGUUCUUUAUUCAAAAUUUAUAUUUUUUAUAUUGUAAUCUUAAAGUGACCAGUGACAUCAAAAAAUUGUUAUCACUCGAUACUCUCACAUAAAUUUUUAAUCGACUGUUGCAUCAUCGUAAAAACAAAGUAUCAAAUAUUACUAAUAAUUACGAUAUGAGAUUAAAUUAAAAUACAUAUUUUUUUAUGUUGACCAAAAAUAUUUUUGUUAUCCCAAUUGUUAUAACUUAAAUAAGCAACAUCGUAAAAGAUAACUGUAUAAAUGAAGUUAUCGAUAAGAAAUACUAUUUAUUGUUUUGAAAGAUAUUUCCGCUAAAAGUCAUUGAUAAAAUGCAUCUUGGAUUGAGAGUUGAAUAUAUUAUACUUAUUAUUUUACAAUGUACUUUUUUGGGGGUUUCUGUAAAAGCAGAGAUGGUGUCUGAACUACCCGCAUCAUACCCUCAACUAGUAGAUUUAGCGGAAACUGUAUGUAAGGACAUAUUUUUUGAUGCGCAGCCGAACUGUGAGGAAAACUUUUUAAGUCAUCACUACGAAACACAAAAGGAUCCGCCAUCAGUUGAAAUAAAAUGCCGCUCAGAAAACACUAUUACGUUCACGGUUCCACUGUCAAAGGAAAUGCAGAUAGUGGUUAUUAUUGAAGAUAACUCGCCGAAUACGAUACUAAACUUUGCCGCAAUAAAACCUGGCAAAGAAAGAGGGGAAAUAAACACGCCAUCGGGAAAUCAUACCUUGUGGACGGCAAUUAUCAACAGAGAUGGAAGUCCCUCCUUUUGGAAAAAGGACCAAUACAUGAUAUCAUGGAAUUCACUACCCCCUUUGGAAAAGAAGACAUAUAUCGCAACUCCCACUUUUCAUUUUGAUAAGUAUAAACCAGGCUCGAGUGAUAUUAAUGCAGAAUUGACCUGGAAUACUACAGAUCCGACAGAUAUGUGCUUUGAAGUAUUUAACCGCUGCGAAUCUAAGCAGCUAGGAAACGCAUUCAAGAAAAGUAUACGGCCAAAUCAACGUCAUUUGGUGGUGCUGAAAGACUUACCUCUAGAUGACACUUGUACUAUCACAAUCCUGGGAAAGUAUGGCAGAACGGAUUUUGAUUAUGAAACACCUUCUUGUCAUGACAUUCCCGAUUGCCUGCCUAUUCCAGAUAAAAUACAAAAUAUAAGUGUGACGGUGGAAGAGGAGAGCUCUGAAUCUUGGAGCGUUCACGUAAAAUGGUUGAAGCCGGUACACACGCCCAAUUAUUAUACAGUGACAUUGAGAGCCGAUGAUUAUCAUGAGAAAAAUGUUUCAGGGUCGGCAUCCGAAGUGACGUUCCCGGGCGUGCACGGCGAGGGCGUGUACUACGUGUCCGUGGUCGCGUUCACGGAGAGCGGCAAGUCCGGGAACAGAGUACGGGAAUUCUUCCCGCUUCACGAAGAGCCCGCUUCAGUGAGCUUGCUGGUGGGAGCGUGGGCCGCUGUUGUCGUCAUGUCUAUAGCAUUUAUUGUUGCUUUCGUGUGGUGGAAACGGUACAGGGACAUCAAGAAGAGGAAUAUGUACUUCCCGGGCCUCACGGAAAAGACGAAAGACGGUGACGCGGAAUCGGACUCGGUAUCGGAGGACGGGUGGGAGGUGCGCGCGGACCGCGUGUCGCUGCACGAGCUGGUCGGCGAGGGCGCGUUCGGCGUCGUGCGCCGCGCCACGCUCGCGCCCGAGAACAGGGACGUGGCUGUCAAGAUGCUUAAAGAUUUCCCGUCAAUAGAAGAAAUUCGUUCUUUUCGCGCUGAAAUGGAACUGAUGAAGAGCGUGGGAAGUCACCCACACAUCGUGAGUCUGGUGGGAUGCUGCAGAGGCAGGAAACCGUUCAUCAUUGCGGAGUACUGCAGUAGGGGAGAUUUGCUUACUUACCUCAGAUGUUCUUGGGACUUAAUGGUUACAAAACGCAACGCAAAAUACUACAACAAUAACAAAGAAUUUGACUAUAGGGACGAUAUGAAGUGCAAGCGAGAUUCUAGACUCGUGAUUAAUAGAUUGUACGAUCUUCAAGGAGUUUGUGACACAGAGCUUACUGUACUCGACCUUCUAUCCUUUUGCCGACAAAUUGCUAUGGGCAUGGAAUUUUUAUCGUCCAAUAGAGUUGUCCAUAGAGAUUUAGCAGCAAGAAAUAUAUUGGUGACUGCGGAUAGAACGCUGAAGAUCGCCGAUUUUGGACUCUCUAGAGAUAUUUACCAAGAAAAUCAAUACAAGCAGAAGGGUAAUGGAAAGAUGCCCGUGAAAUGGAUGGCGCUGGAAUCCUUGACGCACAGGAUAUACACAACGCAAAGUGACGUGUGGUCGUUCGGCGUGGUGAUGUGGGAGGUGGUGACGGUGGGCGGCGCGCCCUACGCGUCAGUGAGCGCCGCCCGCCUGCCGCGCCUGCUGCGCGCCGGCUACCGCAUGCCGCGCCCGCCCAACUGCUCACCGCCACUAUACGAGGUGAUGGUGUCGUGCUGGCACGCGCGGCCCCGCUCGCGGCCCACGUUCGGCGAGCUGCACGCGCGGCUGGACGAGCUGCUGUGUGCGGGCGCGCGCCACUACCUGGAGCUGGCGCGGCCCGACGACGCGCCCGCCGCACCGCCCGCACCGCCCGCACCGCAGCGGUACGUGCGCAUGAUUGUGAGAGGAAAAUGGCCGUGGUCGAAGCGAGGCUACCACAGAUCGAACACGGCUAACAAUUAUUCGCCUGCAGAUUACAAGCUGUCUUACUCUCUACAAACUGACUAAAACACGGAUAUAAAAAUAUUUCAUUGAAAUCUACCUCUUAACUAUUUCUUCAAUUUAUAACAGCAUACUUAUCAACUUAUGGGACAAUUUGAUUGUUUAUCUUUUAGUUUAGUUCAAUAGUAUGGAAUUUAUACUUAGAGUGAUAUAGUUAUGAAUUCUAUGUAUAAAUCUAUACGUACUAAUAUUAUAAAGCUGAAGAGUUUGUUUGUUUGUUCGAACGCGCUAAUCUCAGGAACUCCGAUUUGAGAAAUUCUUUCGGUGUUAGAUACCUAACUCAUUUGUGAAGGCCUAAGAAAGAAAAUUGGUAAAUAAUAUGUACUUUUUUUUAAAUAACGAAUAACGAAUUGCGAUGAACUUAUUUAAGUUUGUAAUAAUUAUUAAUAUAUUUAAUAGUAACUAUAACUAUGUAUUUUUUAGAGUGCCCCUUAAUAUCUUCCCACUCUGUGUCUAUAUUAAGAGCUAGGGGGCAGCACUGUAUAAAAUAUUUGUAAAGUAUUGAAAUGAAUGUUCCUAUGAUCUCACUAAAUAAGUUAAUUUUAAGGUUGUAGGUACUCGACAUCUAGAUAAUAAGUCGUUCAUAACGUCUACAUGUUUUCAUGUAGGCUUUUGCCUUAAUAAAUUAAAUAUUUGAAAAUACGUCGAAAAUUCAAUUAACGAAUUAUGACCAGAAAAUGAUGGUGCUAAUUUUAAUUUAACAUAAUUGUAUUUUUAUAAUAAUUAUUUACUUUCUGUACGAUAUUUUUAAUAAAUAAUUGUAACUGAA
This is a messenger RNA of Colias croceus (clouded yellow), 3568 nucleotides long. It is a transcript of the gene torso, whose product is annotated as tyrosine-protein kinase receptor torso-like. The coding region runs from base 397 to 2805 and encodes 802 amino acids. Gene Ontology annotation, biological process: protein phosphorylation; cell surface receptor protein tyrosine kinase signaling pathway; multicellular organism development. NCBI's taxonomy places the organism in Eukaryota, Metazoa, Arthropoda, Insecta, Lepidoptera, Pieridae. Gene Ontology annotation, molecular function: ATP binding; transmembrane receptor protein tyrosine kinase activity; protein binding. The transcript has 15 exons. The record is from RefSeq and is a predicted model, not a curated record. Gene Ontology annotation, cellular component: signaling receptor complex.